UUAGACUUAGAGUGGUUGGAUUCUCCUACUGUCAACAAGAUCUCAGCCAAAAAUGUAUGUAACCCUUGAUGGAAAUAAUUGUUGAAACAAUGCCACAACGAAUGCAGAGCGAAAGCUGAAGGCUAUCCAGCAAAAGCAGGUGCAACUGUUUUUGGCCAGGCAGUGUAUAAGCUGGUUAUUUAGGGGUUGAGAAUGUAUAUGAUACAACCAGAAAUUAUGAGAAGUUCUUUCUCAUCUGUUUUUAAUGCACAGCUUCCAAUAACCUUUUUUCUUUUGUCUGUGAUAUCCCACAGAAAUUGACAAGGACAGAGGAGGAAGGAAGUGUCACUGACUCUUCCAACUAUCGUGGGAAACUCCCAAAUAUAGAAUACAGGGGAAAGACAAGUGCUCCCAUCAUCAUUCUUCUUCCAAACCAUUCUUCCCCUCUCAAGCCCUUAAAAGAAACUCUCAGUUCUCUUUCCUGCUCAUAUCAUCCACUUGCUCUCUGCACUAGGUGCAAGUGUGUGGCUCUCAGAUGUCCGGGUCUCCGCCCUUCCCUUCACCCUCGCCCUUUCCCUCAUGUGACUACAGAGAAUGGUCUGCAACCUGGGUGCUGAUUCCGAGCGUGUACCUCCUGGCGUUUGUCGUGGGCUCCCUGGGUAAUGGCUUGGUGCUAUGGGUGUACAUGGACCGCCGAGCGAGAGGCCGCGGGAGGAUUGGAAGCGGUUCCAAAUCUUCCCAGACCACCGAUCCCCCUCCUUAUCCCUCCCCUACAUCUUCUCGUACAGUAACCGAGUCUUUAAUAGCCAGUCUAGCAUUGGCUGACCUGGCCUUCGUCAUGACCCUGCCAUUGUGGGCGGCAUACACAGCGCUGGGCUACCACUGGCCCUUUGGCCAUGUUCUGUGUCAGGUGAGCAGUUACAUUGUGGCACUGAACAUGUAUGCGAGUGUGUUUUCUCUGACUGGGCUCAGCGUGGAGCGUUACUGCGUCAUCACACAAAAGUGUGGCAGCAGCUCAAAGCAGGGACGGUCAACCACUUGCGCCAAGUGGAUUGUGGGUAGCGUGUGGCUGGCGGCUGGAAUCCUGGCACUUCCUGCUCUGCUUCUGCGGACUGUUAGGGAGGUGGAUUUGGAAGAGGGAGAUGAUGGCGAUGGGCAGGACGGACAUGUGUCCUCCUGCUUAUGUGACAUGGACUACUCCAACUUGAUCUCAAGUGAGCUGGACCCAGCAGCUUCGGAACAGGCGGAGCUGAUGUGGUCAGCAGCUUUGGGGUUAAAAUCAACUCUGCUUGGCUUCCUGUUACCUCUUGUAGUGCUCCUGCUCUGCUAUGGCUGGCUAGGGCGGCUUCUUUCCCGACACUUCAGCCUAGGCCCGCGUCCUGAUCAUACGCGCCAACGCAGGCUCCUCCGGAUCAUCAUCACCCUUGUGCUGGCCUUCUUCCUCUGCUGGCUUCCCUUCCACACCAAUAAGACACUAUCCGCUAUGGUGGAACUGGGCAUUCUUCCCUUUUCCUGCAGUUUCGACCAGUGGUUGGUGGCGGCCCAUCCAUACUCCAUCUGUCUGGGCUAUGUGAACAGCUGUUUAAACCCUCUGCUGUAUGCUUGCUGUGAUCCAGCUUUCCGGAAGCACUACAGUGGUCUGCUUGUGUGCGUAUGGGUCAAAUGCAGAGGUCAGAAGGGGGGAGAGGAGAAUGAACACCACAAAAGUUCACCAAUACCAUCUGGGACACAUGAAGUGACAGUUAGUAAAGAAGAGCAAUGAAGAGAGAUUUAUUUGGCAGACUCUGUGACAGCUGAACUGUUUCUGUGGAAAAUUCUUAAGAGGACUGUGAGAAUCAGAUUAUUCUUUCCAUUCAUCUGAGAUUUAGCAUGAACUUCACCUCCUCAAGAAAACAAGAUGCCAACAUAGUGUGGGAACUGAUAAACAGACAGGAUCCAGUGAAUGUUUUCCCAUGACAUUAUGCCUGAAGAGUAAAGAUGAGCUUUCAAGUUCUAGAUGAAAUAGAGCUGCAUCUCCCAACAUUAUGAUGCAAUUCUGACUGUUUGCGCAGUGUGGGUAUGUUGUUGAAUUAUGAACCGGUUAAGUAUGAUAUCAGGCCUUAUGUGCAAUCUUUUUUUUUUUUAUAUACAUGUAACCAAACUUUGAGAGCCUGUUUAGCCCUAUCAGUGAUUUCAGGAUCAGCAGACAUGUAUUUUUGUAUUUAUGAAUGUACAUUUAUAAAAUAAAAUUAGAAAAAAAAGUUGAAAAGUUCUUCAAACCCAACAACGUACAGUAGAUUGAUUCCUACAAAAGGUUUAAACCAAGCGGCAACCUUCCGGUCUCUCUCGUGAAACCAGGGCCAGCGCGUGCAUAUAGGCGAACUAGGCAGCCGACUAGGGCGGCAGCACAGUCAGGGCAGCAAAAAGGACAGAGAUUUUAGUUUAUCUUUUGGGCAUUCUUUGGAAUUAUUGCACUCAUAUCAACAAGUUAUCACCCCUUAGUUAUUCUAACUCUAAAUUAACUUAGCUUCAUACAUAGUAACGCCGCUGCCGCGCUGUGCCCCACCUGAGCGGCGUCAAUAUCACAUGCAAACCACCCUCAUGUACUUCCAUAAAUGUCAUCAAAAUGAAUAAAACU
Molecule: messenger RNA, 2596 nt
Organism: Sinocyclocheilus rhinocerous
Lineage: Eukaryota; Metazoa; Chordata; Actinopteri; Cypriniformes; Cyprinidae
Product: apelin receptor B-like
Exons: 1
Coding region: 515-1741 (408 amino acids)
Biological process (GO): G protein-coupled receptor signaling pathway; calcium-mediated signaling; positive regulation of cytosolic calcium ion concentration
Cellular component (GO): membrane; external side of plasma membrane
Molecular function (GO): C-C chemokine binding; C-C chemokine receptor activity
Source: RefSeq, a predicted model, not a curated record